ACCAAUCACUCCAUAGACUGCACCAACCUUGAAUAAACACCGUCGACUCACCAAGCUCGACUUGUUUCGCACCAUAGCCGCCUACCUAUUUGAACACGCGCGAGCUCGCCCAACAUGGCUCCAGGCAUUGACAUGAAUGACCGCAACGCCUGGGACGAUUCCUAUCUCAUCAAAUCAUGGGACGAGACUGUCAAGGAGUAUGAGAAGUAUCACAGCAUCCACAAGUCCGGGAAGCGACUGGAGGAUGCCUUGAGCGAAGAAGAGCUCAAAGAAUUGCGAGAGGAUCAUGGGGAGUACCUCGAUGAAGCUGAGACCUCAUCUGGAGCCGUUGCAGAGACCAAUGGCGACGCGGAUCAGCCAGAUACCGACAUGACCCACGAGGAUGGCAACAAUGUCGAGCAUCUCGUCCAAGCAGAAUCACCGCAGCAGGCACCGCAUCCAUCACAGCCGCAACAGACCCAGACGGUCGCCAUUGACGAUCCGGCGCGGCAGGAAGGGGCUCAUGCAGCCUCAAUGCCACAGGCUCUGCUCGGCACAGUGCAAGAUGAGAAUCUCAGGAACAUCAUGAUGUCCUGGUACUAUGCUGGCUACUACACGGGAUUGCACGCGGGACAGCAACAGGUGCCCAAAAACACACCGCCAAAGCAGCAGUGAUGGACCCUUGUCGAGAACCACGUGUACAGUGCCAUUGACCGACAACGGGUCGAACGGCUUUCGACAUUUUGCAAACCAGGAGAAACAUCGUGGCUGGGUCCUGACGGGUGAUCAACCAAUGAAACGCUCAUGACCGCUCGCCUAGUGUGGCGCCCUCCGCAACCGUUAACAGUUCGUGCCUCACAACGCUCGGAACCCAAGGCAGCGAGAUGACCAGUCUAGCCAUGUUCAUGCGGCGAAAAGUCUUCCAGCCUCAACGCUCAGGGUAUGCCAAUAGUUAAAUCGGGGUGUUAAGAUCUUGGAUUACCGCAUUUGGGGUGACUAGGCGUAAGCGAGACGGAUCUGCGACAGUACCGCGACAAACCUCGAACCCAUCUACAACAGUUCGGGCUUCAUCCGACCCUGGCCCUGCUUGCGCAUCGUCACAAUCUGUUGAUUCUUGCAGGACCUGCAGCUGUUUCUGCAGUGCAUGCGCAGUGCCCAGAAUGUCAUGUUUCGCCGUGUGGGCGGCCUGCUGGCCCGCUGUCAAUUUUAUGCGUAGAUUUAUAGCUGCGGAUGUCCCAGGCAGACCACUUCCGUUCCAUCCAUUCUUGCCUCAUAAC
This is a messenger RNA of Parastagonospora nodorum SN15, 1256 nucleotides long. RefSeq lists its product as hypothetical. The coding region runs from base 115 to 654 and encodes 179 amino acids. The transcript is spliced from 5 exons. NCBI's taxonomy places the organism in Eukaryota, Fungi, Ascomycota, Dothideomycetes, Pleosporales, Phaeosphaeriaceae. The record is from RefSeq and is a predicted model, not a curated record.